Molecule: messenger RNA, 759 nt
Organism: Ixodes scapularis (black-legged tick)
Lineage: Eukaryota; Metazoa; Arthropoda; Arachnida; Ixodida; Ixodidae
Exons: 2
Coding region: 1-759 (252 amino acids)
Source: RefSeq, a predicted model, not a curated record
AUGCGACGCCAAUUGGUAUCACGCCAAGGAGCCUCGGACGAGGCAGCGCAGGACACCACUCCUGGCCAGGCACCUACUGUUGCAAGUGCAACCACUAUCCUAUGCGCGGGAGCCCUCCGUCAGCGGGACCCAAAGCUCUUCAGCGGAAUCGGUGACGAUGACAUUGAGGACUGGUUGGAGUCAGUUGAAAGGGUGAGCCUCCACAACAAAUGGGAUGACACCGUGAAGCUCAAUAACGUAAUUUUUUAUUUGACCGACGUUGCAAAACUAUGGUAUACCAACCAUGAGUCAGAGCUGGUGACCUGGCCCCAGUUCAAAGCAAAGAUCCAGGAAGUAUUUGGGAAGCCUGCCCAGCGGAAGCUCGUCGCGAAGAGGACAUUGGCAUCACGCACCCAACUGCACGAUGAAAGCUUCGUUAGCUACAUCGAAGAUGUCCUGAAGUUGUGCAAGCGCGUUGACACCCGCAUGACCGAAGAUGAAAAACUGAAGAACAUCAUGAAAGGCAUUGCCGAAGAUGCUUUCCAGAUCCUUGUCGUCAAAGCGCCAACGACUGUCUCUGAAGUCAUCGACAUCUGCCAGAACUUCUCUGAGCUGCGCCUUCAGCGUUUGCCAGCCAAACGCAAACUGGAACCUUCCGCAGAGCUGGCCAGCCUGACAACUGCAAUCGAAGGCUCCGUCGACAAAUGGGCCGAACUCCGAUGCGUCAUUCAAGACAUCGGUUGUAAAAAACUGGGUAUCUGUCACGGAGUGGGUGGUUAA